Molecule: messenger RNA, 2987 nt
Organism: Bacillus rossius redtenbacheri
Lineage: Eukaryota; Metazoa; Arthropoda; Insecta; Phasmatodea; Bacillidae
Exons: 3
Coding region: 27-1529 (500 amino acids)
Source: RefSeq, a predicted model, not a curated record
CGCCAGCCGACUUCAACCAGAGCAACAUGACUCCGUUGGCACUGCUGGUCCUGGUCGGCGCGGCGGUCGCCGGGGGCGCCCCGGGCUCCGUCUCUGCUCCCGUCGGCGGACCUGGUUUGCUCGGGAUCUUGGGCCGGCUGCCCGGAGCCGAGGUCAAUCCAUGGAUUUCCGCGGCUAACUCCAGCGCCGGAGAGCGCGCCUCAUCAGGCCCCCAGGUGCUCAACCCCAAAAAAGGCAGCGUCAACAACGGAAAAGGCAGUUCCGCUUACGAAUACGCGACCGCCAGCGGCAUCAGAACGGGCGAGGCCGGAGUCCGGAAGCAAGCUGGCGUACCCGUAGCCGUGGACGAGGUGGGUCACGGCUCCUACACCUACACCGUCGACGAGUACGGCUUCCAACCGCAGGGCGCCCAAGAGCCCACCCGGCCAUCCAUCCCGGAGGCCAUCCUCAGGUCCCCGAAGCAGAAUGCCACUGUGGUGUUGGCGGCCGCGCGCUACCACGGUGUCGGCACUUCCAGAGCCACAUAUGAUGCGUCCAGGGCCGGUUUCCCCGGCGGAUAUGGUGCGUCCGAAGGCGGUUUACCCGGAGGAUAUGGUGCGUCCGGAGCCGGUUUACUCGGCGGAUAUGGUGCGUCCGAAGGCGGUUUACCCGGAGGAUAUGGUGUGUUCGGAGCCGGUUUACUCGGCGGAUAUGGUGCGUCCGAAGGCGGUCUACCCGGCGGAUAUGGUGCGUCUGGAGCCCGUUUCCCCGGCGGAUAUGGUGCGUCCGAAGGUGGUUUACCCGGCGGAUAUGGUGCGUCCGGAGCCGGUUUACUCGGCGGAUAUGGUGCGUCCGAAGGCGGUUUACCCGGAGGAUAUGGUGUGUCCGGAGCCGGUUUACUCGGCGGAUAUGGUGCGUCCGAAGGCGGUCUACCCGGCGGAUAUGGUGCGUCUGGAGCCCGUUUCCCCGGCGGAUAUGGUGCGUCCGAAGGUGGUUUACCCGGCGGAUAUGGUGCGUCCGGAGCCGGUUUACUCGGCGGAUAUGGUGCGUCCGAAGGCGGUUUACCCGGCGGAUAUGGUGCGUCCGGAGCCGGUUUACUCGGCGGAUAUGGUGCGUCCGAAGGCGGUCUACCCGGCGGAUAUAGUGCGUCUGGAGCCCGUUUCCCCGGCGGAUAUGGUGCGUCCGAAGGCGGUUUACCCGGUGGAUAUGGUGCGUCUGGAGCCCGUUUCCCCGGCGGAUAUGGUGCGUCCGGAGCUUGUUUACUCGGCGGAUAUGGUGCGUCCGAAGGCGGUUUACCCGGUGGAUAUGGUGCGUCUGGAGCCCGUUUCCCCGGCGGAUAUGGUGCGUCCGGAGCCGGUUUACUCGGCGGAUAUGGUGCGUCCGGAGCCGGUUUACUCGGCGGAUAUGGUGCGUCCGAAGGCGGAUUACCUGGCGGAUAUGGUGCGUCCGGAGCCGGUUUACUCGGUGGAUAUGGUGCGUCCGAAGGCGGUUUACCCGGUGGAUAUGGUGCGUCCGGAGCCGGUUUACUCGGCGGAUAUGGUGCGCCUUGAGGCGGUUUACCCGCACCAUAAGGCGAUCCGCUGCAUUCCUUCAAGCGGCCCGGCUUCGGCGCCAAGAAUGGCUAAUCUCGUACCUCAAACCUGACAAAGAAAAAACUGACACCACCUAUGAAGUUGUUUCUCGCAAACUGAAAGCUCAGCAUUUUGUCUCCUUCCUCGCUGGCGAUCGUCUCAUUUAUAGCCUCUUUGUUAGCUACACCCACAUGUUCAGUGACGUGACGUCAGUCUGGUACGGCGAAGGGUAUAACACAUCUAUUGUACUCACCCCGAAAAUUGUGCUGACGCAUAAUACUAGCGUGAUUUCGAGAAAGUUCAAUUUAUUUUUUCUGCUAAUUUUUUUUUUUCAAAAUAAUUUCGAAUAUAUAUUUCAACUGGUAGAUAAGUACAGAGAUUUUUCUCAUCCUGUACUCCGCUCAGCUAAAUCUCUCCUGGCACCUCUGCACAGACUUUGCUUGAGCGCGCGAUGCUUCAGUAUUUUAGUUCUGGUUGGUCGGGACGUGACAGUGUCGUCUGGAGCCAAAUCUCGGGCGGAUAAAAUUUAUUUCAGUAGCCUUCAAUGACGAAUGAAACGACCACGUUUCAACUAGUUACUAUUAUGUGGGUCACAAUCCGUGAAUUCACUGUAUGUGACCCUGACGUCCCAAAAUACCUUUUUAACGCUGUUUAUUUGUACAGGUAGUUUUUUUAAUUUUAAUUAACAAUUCAACUGAUCAUAGCAUCGUAUGGGAAAACUACAGCUUACUGAGAUGUUUUAUAUGUGUGUUACAUUAUAUAUUCGUUAAGAUAUUUUUUGAUGUUAUUCAAAGGUUUGGUAUAUAAUGUUUUUAUUUUAUGGAAAUUAAGAUAAACCACGGGCAGAGGGCUCUAAACCCUCAUCAGAACACUUUUAAUUCUUCAUGUCUGAUGUAAGGCUCAUUACCAUAUGGCGCUCUGGAUCUGAAAGGAAACACUAAACGCUUCUGUGUAAAAAAAUUGCAUUACAAAAUUGCAGUUACCUGAAAAAUUCGUAGAGACAACGCAUACAUCAAUCAUUGAACCAUUUCCUAUAGUUUAGAUCAUAUAAGAGUCUGGAUAUUUAAAGGCUUAUUCGUAAUACAAAAUAAAAAACGGGAUUAAAAUCAUGAAGUGCUUUGCCACUGUUUAUUGAAUCUGUCUUAUAAAUAAUUCAACGGCAAAAUCAAAGAUUAUUAUAUCAUCCAAAAGAAUGAAUGAAUGAUACUUAUAAAAACUAAUAUUGUAAAUAGCAUGUAGCAAUCGAUGUCUGAAUGUUUUCUGUGUUUUGUUCCACACAUUUUCAGUUAUCUUUCAUGUUUCAUAGAACUAAAGUCUAUUUCUUAGAAUGUUUAUAUAUUCAAUUUAAUUGUGAUAUUAUUGUCAUUAUACUUAUAUUAUAAAUGUUAUUGUACUAUGUGUUGAAAUUAAAUAAAUAUAUUUAAAAUUAAUGCUAAA